Molecule: messenger RNA, 729 nt
Organism: Cuscuta europaea
Lineage: Eukaryota; Viridiplantae; Streptophyta; Magnoliopsida; Solanales; Convolvulaceae
Source: the annotation of a GenBank genome assembly
GGACAUUAAUCACACCAAGUCCACUUGAGCAAUAAAGGUUAGGGUUGUACGAGCUUACGAGGUGCCUCCUCACUCAAGGGGAGGGAAAACAUUGGAGAUGGUGUUGCAUGACGUUGAGGGUGAUCGCAUUCACGCCAUAAUCAAACGACCACAACUUGCAAUGUACAAGCUUAUGAUUGCAGAGCAUAAGAUUUAUGCCCUAAGGAAUUUUUUGGCACUAGACAAUUACCAAACAGUGAAGACCACGGAUCAUCCUUACCUAAUACGGUUCAUCUCUAAAACUCAACUUAGGGAGGAUGCAAAAACAGAACUGUCUAUGAGGGUUUAUGAUUUUCAACCUUUUGAUAUGAUGCACGCUCAAAGGGUUGUGAACGACAAAAGUCUCAUUGAUAUCAUUGGGAAGGUUAUCGCAAAAAGCGUUGUUCAAACUCAUAUCAUCAAUGGGAAAACUGAAAGGCUUAUGGAACUUACACUGACUGACCCAGAGGGUAACAGAUUGGGUUGUGUGUUAUGGAACAAAUAAAUCAACCAGUAUCUGGAUUACAUCAAUGAGAACGAAGGAGUUCCUGUGUUUGUGAUAUUCCAACUUUGUAGACCUGAGAGAUACCAAGGUUUCAAAAAUUUAGAACAUUCUUUGUUUGGAAAAAUCAAGUUGCAUAAGACCUCACAAAAUGUUUUUAAACCUAUGUAGGGACCUUAACUGUGGCCUCUUCCUUUGAUGUAUCCAAA